Messenger RNA from Galeopterus variegatus (Sunda flying lemur), 4646 nucleotides. RefSeq names its product period circadian clock 2 (gene PER2). Bases 13 to 3792 code for a protein of 1259 amino acids. The transcript has 22 exons. The record is from RefSeq and is a predicted model, not a curated record. Gene Ontology annotation, cellular component: nucleus; cytoplasm. Gene Ontology annotation, molecular function: transcription corepressor binding; transcription cis-regulatory region binding. Lineage: Eukaryota; Metazoa; Chordata; Mammalia; Dermoptera; Cynocephalidae. Gene Ontology annotation, biological process: entrainment of circadian clock by photoperiod; negative regulation of transcription by RNA polymerase II; circadian regulation of gene expression.
CCGGAGCCCAACAUGAAUGGAUACACAGAAUUCCCUCCAAGCCCCAGGAGCCCCACCAAGGAGCCCAUGGAGUCCAAUCCCAGUCGGGCCCCACUCCAGGAAGAUGUGGACAUGAGCAGUGGCUCAAGCGGAAAUGAAACCAAUGAAAACUGCUCCACGGGGCGGGACUCGCAGGGCAGUGACUGUGAUGACAAUGCGAAGGAGCUGACGAUGCUGGUGGAGCCGCCAAGUGCCCACCAGAGUCCAAGUGCCUUUAGCCUGAUGAUGGCCAAGUCAGAGCACAACCCAUCUACGAGUGGCUGCAGUAGUGAGCAGUCUGCCAAAGCAGACACACACAAAGAACUGAUAAAAACGCUGAAGGAGCUGAAAGUCCACCUCUCUGCUGAUAAGAAGGCCAAGGGGAAGGCCAGCACUCUGGCGACCCUGAAGUACGCGCUGAGGAGCAUGAAGCAAGUGAGAGCUAAUGAAGAGUAUUACCAGCUGCUCAUGUCCAGUGAGAGCCACCCGUGCAGCGCAGACGUGCCCUCCUACACUGUGGAGGAGAUCGCGGGCGCCACCUCUGAGUACAUAAUGAAGAAUGCGGAUAUGUUUGCUGCAGUGGUGUCCCUGGUCACUGGGAAAAUCCUGUACAUCUCUAAGCAAAUGGCAUCUGUGUUCCACUAUGAAAGAGACACCUUCAGUGACAGCAAGUUUGUGGAGCUCCUGGCGCCCCAUGAUGUCUGCGUGUUCCACAGCUCUACCACGCCUUGCAAGCUCCCCUCAUGGGGCACGUGCAGCCGAGCAGAUUCUUUUACUCAAGAAUGCAUGGAGGAGAAGUCUUUCUUUUGCCGGGUCAGUGUUGGGAAGAACCACGAGAAUGAGCUUCGCUACCACCCGUUCCGCAUGACGCCCUACCUGGUCAAGGUUCAGGACCAGCAAGGUGCUGAGAGUCAGCUUUGCUGCCUUCUGCUGGCAGAGAGAGUGCACUCUGGCUACGAAGCCCCUAGAAUUCCUCCUGAAAAGAGAAUUUUUACGACCACACAUACACCGAAUUGUUUGUUCCAGGAUGUGGAUGAAAGGGCAGUCCCGCUGCUGGGCUACCUGCCUCAGGACCUGGUGCAGACCCCUGUGCUCCUGCAGCUGCAUCCCAGUGACAGGCCCCUGAUGCUCGCCAUCCACAAAAAGAUCCUGCAGUCUGGCGGGCAGCCUUUUGACUACUCUCCCAUUCGCUUCCGCGCCCGCAAUGGGGAGUACAUCACGCUGGACACCAGCUGGUCCAGCUUCAUUAAUCCGUGGAGCAGGAAAAUCUCCUUCAUCAUCGGGAGGCACAAAGUCAGGGUGGGCCCUUUGAACGAGGACGUGUUCACAGCCCACCCAUGCACAGAGGAGAGAGCCGCUCAGCCCAGCGUUCAGGAGCUCACGGAGCAGAUCCACCGGCUGCUGCUGCAGCCCGUGCCCCACAGUGGCUCCAGCGGCUAUGGGAGUCUGGGCAGCAACGGGUCCCACGAGCACCUCAUGAGCCAGACCUCUUCCAGUGACAGCAACGGCCACGAGGAGUCUUGCCGCAGAAGAUCUGAAAUCUGUAAAAAUGGUAGCAAGACCAAAAGCAAAAGUCAUCAUUCUCAUGAAUCUGGUGAACAAAAGAAAAAAUCUGUUGCAGAAACACAAAGUAGCCCCCUGGCUCAUAUGAAAGCUGUCUCUGCCAUGGAAAAGGACAACCCAGGGGCCAGCUUAACCAGGGCCGGCUUCUCAGAGGAGCUGGCCUGCAAGGACCAGCCUGCCUGCUCCUACCAGCAGAUGAGCUGCUUGGACAGUGUCAUCAGGUACUUGGAGAGCUGCAGCGAGGCCACCACCCUGAAGAGGAAGUGUGAGUUCCCAGCACACGUCCCCACACUGAAGGCCAGCGAUAAGCGAAAGGCCAUGGUCAGCCCCGGGCUGCACUCCGGAGAAGCAGUGCUGCCCUCCAAGGUGAACAGCCACGCGGAAGUUAGCGCCCACUUAACCUCGCUGACGUUGCCUGGCAAGGCAGGGAGUGUGGUGUCUCUCACCAGCCAGUGCAGCUACAGCAGCACCAUUGUUCACGUGGGGGACAAAAAGCCACAGCCUGAGUUAGAGAUGGCAGAAGAUGCUGCGAGUGGGCCAGAAUCCCUGGACUGCCCGGCGGGCCCUGUGCUGCCCUGCAGCCUCAGCCAGGGGAAGGAACCCUUCAGGACGCUGGGCCUCACCAAGGAGGUGCUCGCCGCACACACCCAGAAGGAGGAGCACAGUUUCCUGCAUAAGUUCAAGGAAAUGAGAAAGCUCAACGUUUUCAAUUCUCACUGCCACUCUUACCUACAAGAAAGAUCCAGGGGGCAGUCGAGCGAACAAGCUGCCCAUGGACUAAGAAAUACUUCUGGAAUAGAGUCAACUUGGAAAAAAACUGGAAAGAAUAGAAAACUGAAGUCCAAACGGCUCAAGCCAAUAGACUCCUCUGAGAGCACUGGGUCUGGGGACCCCGUGCCCCACCGGCCCCCACUCAUGGGCCUGAACACCACGGCCUGGUCACCCUCAGACACAUCCCAGUCUAGCUGCCCCGCCAUGCCCUUUCCUGCCCCCAUGCCAGCUUACUCCCUGCCUGUGUUUCCAGCUCCAGGGGCCAUGGUGGCACCUCCUGUGGCUCCCCACGCCAGCCUCACAGUGCCUGCUAUGACCAUGGACGCACAGCAUGAAUUUGCAGUCCAGCCCCCGCCAUUCACUGGCCCUUUGGCCCCAGUCAUGGCGUUCAUGUUACCCAGUUAUUCCUUCCCUCCAGGGACCCCGAGCCUGCCACAGGCCUUACUCCCCAGCCAGCCUCACUUUCCAGGCCACCCCCCACUCGUGUCCGAGGUGACCCCUGCCCCACAGCCUGAAUUCCCCCGUCGGACCUCACUCCCCAGACAGCCAUGCACUUGUCCAGCCACCCUGCCAUCAGCCACUGGAGCCACAGGCAGGGCCUCCCCACCGCUCUUCCAGUCCCGUGGCAGCUCACCCCUGCAGCUCAACCUGCUGCAGCUGGAGGAGGCCCCCGAGGGUGGCACUGGAGCCACAGGGACCACAGGGACCGCAGCUGCAGGGCUGGACUGCAAACUGGGCACUUCUUGGGACCAGCAGCCGAAGGCACCUCCAACUCAUGAGGAGCCCUCAGAUGCCCAGAACAGUGACGCCCUCUCCACAUCCAGCGAGCUGCUCAAACUCUUAUUGAAUGAGGACCUCUGCUCAGCCACGGGGUCAGCCCUGUCUGGGAGUGGGGCUUCCGCCACCUCGGACUCUCUGGGCUGUGACACAUCCAGGAGCGGGGCAGGCAGUAGUGACACAAGUCACACCAGCAGAUAUUUUGGAAGCAUUGACUCUUCAGAGAAUAAUCACAAAGCAAAAGUGAAUGCAGACACGGAAGACAGUGAGCAUUUCAUCAAGUACGUCCUGCAAGAUCCCAUUUGGCUGCUGAUGGCAGACGCGGACCACAGCGUCAUGAUGACGUACCAGCUGCCUUCCCGAAAUUUAGAAACGGUUUUAAAGGAGGACAGAGAGAAGUUGAAGCUGCUGCAGAAAUCCCAGCCCCGGUUCUCAGAGGGCCAGAGGCAGGAGCUGCAGGAAGUGCACCCGUGGAUGCAGGCAGGCGGCCUGCCCGCGGCCGUGGACGUGGUGGAAUGUGUUUACUGUGAAAACAAGGAAAAAGGCAACAUUUGUGUACCGUAUGAGGAAGAUCUUUCUUCUCUGGGACUCGCUGAAGCAUCAGAUACCAAAGAAAAGAAACAUGGACCCUGCUUGAGUCACACGAACCAAGAACAGACGUAACCCUCCCCUGCCACAGCCCCAGCAGCCAGUGAUCUGCACUGGGUGGUGUUGGAAGAGAGGCGAGAGCUUCACGCCUGUUUCUAAUGAAGUGGACAUAGGACAUAUGUACUUAGGUGGCUCUUUAAUAGUUUUCUGGAGUGACAACUGUGGAGGGAGGGGAAGGUUUGGGAAGAAAUAUGCUUUUAUAUGUAAAAUGUAAAUAUGGAGUUUGGGGGAUGGAGGAAGAGAUUAUAGUUGUUAUUUAACAUGAGGAAGAUUAGACGUUGCCCUGGUGCUCUCAGAAGUCCUUCGACCACCAUGAGACUUCUGGCCAGAGCACGAGUGUCCACUGGCCCUCUAUCGUCAUCACGAGGCAUCAUACCAGGCUGUGACGAAUAACCAGGAUGCCACAUGUGACUCUGAGCUGAGGGCUCUGGCCUUCUGGAACUUUUCCAAGGUGUGCUUGGAUCAGAUCAAUUCUGUCCUGUCUUGGGGGCUUGCUGUUUAUCUAAAUUAGCAUUUAGUCAAGCUACAUUUUUUUUUUUUACCUACCAAGUGGAGAUAACACCCUCUCCUAAUUUCUUUCAAAAUGUUUCACAUUCAGUGGUAUGAAGCGUAGUGAGGCAAACCAACAGCUUUGGCAUCGGGUGCUGUAGUGGUGACAUCCCGAUCUAAAGUGUCCUCUGUAGUUGACAAAGUUGAAAUUCUCACUCUGAACUGAAGAAGCUUAGUGGUUUGCGUGACCAGCUCCGACAGAUUCAUGCACACCCAGACCCUCUGUCUCUUUCUACGUCAUUCUUGUAUCCUUAUCAGACCAUGAUAGUCAAUGUGUAGAUAAAAAUUUAUCAGUCAUCUCUUUACGGUGCCUUCUGCAC